Molecule: messenger RNA, 1358 nt
Organism: Coffea eugenioides
Lineage: Eukaryota; Viridiplantae; Streptophyta; Magnoliopsida; Gentianales; Rubiaceae
Product: mitochondrial intermediate peptidase, mitochondrial-like
Exons: 10
Coding region: 168-1358 (396 amino acids)
Biological process (GO): peptide metabolic process; proteolysis
Molecular function (GO): metalloendopeptidase activity
Source: RefSeq, a predicted model, not a curated record
GCAGCUUACAUACUUGAUGCUUGAUCACCAUUAAUUCUGGCGGCAAAUAGCGUGUUAUUAAGGUUUCAGUUCACACACAAAACAGAGCGUGGAAACGGAGGAGAUCGGAGGGCUAGCGGCCCGCAGGCCCAGCAGCAACUCCUAUCACCAUUUUCUGUCGUGGGAGCAUGUCUACCCUCUUCCGCCGCCGCUCACUGGCGGCUUACGUCUACAGCCAUGUGCUGAACUCCCAUAAGGUCCACACUUCAACAGCUCCACUGCUGCAGGAAACCGGUCUCUACGGUUUCAACCACUUGAAAACUCCCAAAGGCUUCCGACGCUUUGUUGAGGACGCCAUAGAAAGGUCAAAUGAGCUCGUCACCUUUAUUUCUGGAAUGCCAUCUGCUCCGGAAAUUAUCGGAGCCAUGGAUGAGAUAUCCGAUACAGUAUGUUCAGUUAUUGACUCUGCAGAACUGUGUAGAGCUACACAUCCGGACAGGGAAUUUGUUGAGGAGGCAAGCGAGGCGUCCCUGAGGAUUAAUGAAUAUAUUCAUCAUCUUAAUACAAAUCAUUGCCUGUACAUGGCGGUGGUAAAAGCUGAGCAGGAUUCCCAUUUGCUAAAUGAAGAAGCUCAAAGAGUAGCCCAUCAUUUACGUCUUGACUUGGAAAAGGCUGGCAUUCAUCUGCCUAGUGAACAGUUGGAUCGAGCUAAUCAGCUUAAUAUGGAGAUUGUUCAGCUGUGCAGAGAGUUCAAUGAAAAUAUUAUCAAUGAUCCAGGUCACAUGGAUAUCUUUCCAGCAUCACACAUCCCAAAAAAGUUACACCAUCUUGCUAGGCCUAUCUAUCGGACUACAUCAGGUGCAUUUGGGGGAUCAGCAUGGUCUAUGACAAACAUGAAAGAGAAGGGCUUUCGAUUACCAACCGAUCCAAAUACUCUCUCCUCUAUUCUGCAAUGGGUAUCAGAUGCUGAGAUUAGGAAAACCGCUUAUAUACAAGGAAACUCUGCCCCACUUGGAAAUCUUGGUGUCCUCGAUAAGCUUAUUGCAGCUCGUCAUGAGUUUGCUCAGAUUAUGGGCCAUAGUUCCUAUGCAGAUCUUGCUGUUCACUCAAGUAUGGCUUCAUCACCUGAUAUCGUAUUAUCGUUUUUGCUUGAAAUGAGCGAAAUAGUUAGACCUAGGGCUGAUGAGGAGUUUAAGACAAUUUGGAAUUUCAAGAGAGAGAAAAGUGGCCAGCUCUAUGGAGACUUGGAGCCAUGGGAUGAAACAUACUUUACCGCUAUAAUGAAGUCUGCAGUUUAUGAUUUAGAUUCCUCGGUAUAUUCUGCAAAACCUGCAUGCAUUGUAGUUUGUCAUUUAUAUUCCGUUCCUACUAUAGGCUAG